This is a messenger RNA of Spodoptera littoralis (African cotton leafworm), 5523 nucleotides long. The record is from the annotation of a GenBank genome assembly. Lineage: Eukaryota; Metazoa; Arthropoda; Insecta; Lepidoptera; Noctuidae.
AUGGCAUCUGGGACUUCAUCUCUAGAGAGUAAUGGCAGUAAUGAAUCAAUAUCCCACAAUUACGUGAGCACGGAGCGUCACAACGCAGCUCAGCUGCCGACGAUCCCUAUCCCCAUCGAGUAUGAGGUGCUGAGCUCCAACCAGUGCUACGAGAAACAGAACUACACGGUGAAGUCUCACGGCGCGCACGUGAUGAGCGGCCCUUACGAGCCGCUGCAGUAUGACGUCAUCAAUAAACAGACCAAUGAGAGCUUGAAGCAGCAAUGCGAGAAAGCCCUUCAUGAGCUUAAUCAGCUGCGCCGCCAGCAUACCGAGACCUCGCGCCGCUGCGAACAUGUUAUGAAGGAGUUGGAGUACUUCCGCGGCCAACACAGAGCAGCUAUGAACCAGCUGGAGGUGUCUGCGCAGGAGGCCAGCAGCCUCCGCGGCAAGUACGGAGACCUGCUUAAUGACAACCAGCGCUUGGAGCGCGAGGUACAGCACUUACAACAGACGAGCAAUCCGGAGGGCAGCUCCGACGCCCUCGUCCACACUCUGAGGAAGUAUGAAGCACUCAAAGAGGAACUUGACUGUUUUCAAAAGAGAUACGACGACCUAAUAGAGACCCACAACACUACGCUGGAGAAGCUCCGAAUCGUGCAGGAAGAGAAUAGCAGACUGAAGACACAAUGUCAUGACUUGACGCAAGAGAGGAAUGCUGUUAUCCGUGAGCGCAACGCCCUGAAGCAGCAAGUGGCGCACGUGGUCCGGCAGUGGGAGGGCGGCGCCCGGGAGCGCGCCGACAUCAAGCGCCUCACUGACGAGAGGAACGCCGCCAUGGCGGAGUACACGCUUAUUAUGAGUGAGAGGGACACAGUACAUAAAGAGAUGGAGAAGUUAUCAGACGACCUGCAGGCUGCGUUGAAACGUGUGGCCGCGCUGGAGUCCGCGCUACAGGCGUCUAGGGAGGAACAGAGGGCCACUGCACUACAGGCGGAGAGUCUCCGUCGCGAGAUCGAGUCUGCACUAGUGGACCGAGACCGCGCCAUCAAAGAGUGCACAGAUCUCAAGACACCACAGAACACGUCCACACUAGGGAAGUCCAGACAAGACACCUCGGCGUACCACCACUUGGGGCUAGCAAGUGGUGUGGGCAAUGACGGAUUUCUGAACGGUCAACACUCCAAUGAUCCAUCAUUGGAUAAGUUGCAAGGUCUAGUGGGCAUGGUGGUGGACGGCGUGGACAAGGAGCGCGUGGACAACCUGGAACAAGCCAACCAGGAGCUCGAGCGACUGCGGAAGCAGAUCGACAGGCUGCAGGCUGAACUGGCUGACGCGCAGAGGGAGGCUGAGGUAUCGAAACGGCGAAGAGACUGGGCUUUCUCAGAAAGAGAUAAGCUACUGCAAGAGCGAGAGAGCGUGAAAGCGCUCUGUAAUCGACUGAGAAAGGAACGCGACCAAAUGGUGGGCGAGUUAGCAGACGCUCCUCUAUGGGAUAGGACUUGCGCCCGUCGCCAUGGCAACAAGAAGGAGAGUAAGGACAAACGCUCCACUAUGACGGAGGACGACGAUCGCAAGGACUGCAGGAGACAUACUCACUCGAGGGACUCCGCUGUUGAUGCUGAUAUACAGGACUUCGAGUGGGAAAUAAUAGACGUGGAGUUGUCUGGUCUGGGCAAGGAUGGGGAGCUGGGUUUCGAACUGGCUGGUGGCAGGGAGGAGCCAUACUAUCCUAACGACUGCAGCAUAUACGUCACUGCUGUCAAAAAGGGAUCCAUUGCUGAUGGGAAGAUCAAAGUGCAGGACCGCGUGACGGAGGCGUGCGGGGUGUGCGUGUGGGCCAGCGGCGCGGCGGCCGCGGCGGCCCUGCGCGGCGCGCUCGCGCGGGCGCCCGCCGCGCUCCGCCUGCAGCGCCCGCGCGCGCGACGACACCGCCUGCAUCUGGCAGACGCCCGCGGGAUCGCACUGCACCACGGUAUUUUCAUAAGCAAAAUAGCAAACGGCAGCGCUGCUGCUAAAGAAGGCAACUUGUAUAUCGGUGAUCGCGUUGUUAGUAUAAACAACGUGUCCCUGGAGGGUGUGAAGAGUGUAUCGGAGGCGAUGGCGUUGCUGAACGAGUGCCAGUACGAGUCCGUCGCACUCACUCUGCUGAGGCCCUUGUACACAUGCUGCAAUAGUACUAGGGACAGGAUGUCAAUGUACGACCACUCCCGCUCGUACUCUGACAGUAAGAUGGUGAACAUCUGCUCGCAGACUGACGAGUCUUGGUGCCAGUUUGUACAGCCAUCCUCCGAUACUAAGGUCCACAUAGAUCACGGUAUGCCAGACUUCGACAGAAGAUAUGUGUACCAUGUAGCCGCGGGGAGCCAGGGGAAGAUACCACAGGAGAGAGGGACUUGGGACAUGAUCCGGGGGAAAAUUGAGGCGGUGACUGGUCGAAGCAAGUCCAAGGAUAAACAGAAUAAGGUGCCGGAAUCUGAUGCGAUCGCGGAGCUAGACUCCGUUAUCGAUAGUUAUCAUGGAAAAACAAUCAAAGAGACGAGUAGUGUGCUAAAACGUUCGCGGAGAAAGAACAAAGAGUCACAGAGUGAUUCUAAGAAUGGUGGCACGUGGCCCAAGGCGCGGGCCAACUUCAUACUAGAGGAGAACUCGACUGGAACCAUCGUACAGCCCCGCUCCAGGAAGGAGAGGCCGCCACUGUCCAUCCUGCUCAGCCCGCCUACUAAACUCCCGCCGGAACCGCAGCGCUCCAACACCAAUAGAAACUCGAACCCCAUCCCCCUGGGACACGCACCCCUCACUCAGGUCACCACGCCAGCUCGCCACUCCGUGUACAAGUCCAUAGAGUCCUCGCCAGCUAUCGAACACUUUCCGAAGCCCGCCCCCUUAACCAUACACAAACCGUUCGCUUCCCCGAACAGUAUGAACUUCGAGAAGAUUCGUACGUUAGAAAAGGACAAGAUGUCCAUCAGUGAUUACUCCGAACACGACGUCACACCGAACCGACUGAGCUUGGUUCUAAACCCGUCAGACGACUCGUUGGACUACCAGCCAGUUACACGCAACCGGACUAAAAGCCCGCACUCCUUAGACUUCAUUGUCAACAAGGGACCAAACUCACUGGAUUUUGUCCCAAGGAAAUCUCCCAGCUCGUUAGAACACUCGAUCAAGAAUCACCCAGGAAAAGACUUACUAGAUCAAUAUUAUUCGAAUAAGAAGUCAUCAUCACCGAAGACUGUGAACAAAUACCCUUCAGACAGUGAUAGCUUUGGACCGGACAGUUUGAACAGUAACGCAAAUUUUCCCAUGACGGGGACCUUGCCAUCACAAUCGAGGCUUCAAGCUUCUCAAUACUACAGAGGCCCUUUUGUGAAUUCAAACCCUCAUACCUCAAGUAGGUAUCCGCACUUAGCGAGUCCAACAAAUAUCCCCCAAAGUCAGUCGGGUGAGAGUAUCGGCACGAGCUACGACAUGCACUCGUUCACGUCUCACACUCACAAUAUGUCUGACCUCCAGCCAGUGCCGCGCAACACUAGGGGUGGCGACUACCACCACACGUAUGAAGGUGGAACAUUUCCUCGUAAGAAAGAGAAUCAGAGGUUUCGUAUCCCCUCGAACCCGAGUGUCACGUCAAAAAACUCCGCGGGAAAGUUAAGUACAGGGUCAAUAGAGAGAAGUUCUGAGCGGAAUUCUCCGAUGCCUACAUUUCACGUCGAAGUUUUAUCUCCGGGUCGGGGAGCGAAGCAAUUGACGCACAAAACUAGGAAUUCUAUGCCCGAGUAUUGCGGCUUAGGGUGGAACAAACCUUUGCCCGGCGAGUUAAGGAGAGUACACAUAGAUAAGAGCCAGCAACCGCUCGGUAUACAGAUAUACUGCCCGCCCAGCAGUGGCGGGGUGUUCGUGUCCACGGUGAACGACAACUCCCUUGCCAGCCAGGUCGGGCUGCAGGUGGGAGACCAACUGCUAGAAGUGUGUGGGAUCAACAUGCGCUCCGCUACCUACACGCUCGCCGCUCGAGUCCUCAGACAGAUCGGGAACUCGAUAACUAUGCUCGUGCAAUAUAGCCCAGAGAAAUAUAAGGAUGAAGUGGAAGUUCCUGGAAGCUCGUCGUCUGGUGAGAGUUCGCACGACGAGGAAGUUUCAUUGUCUGGUUCACCAACACCUAGAAAUUCUCCUGGACCGCAACAAUCUAUUAGAUUGGAGCAGCCUUCGACUGAAGUGGCUACCUUGAGGCAGUCACAGAACAACAAAGACUUGCCUAGAUUUCUUCUGAUUGAAAUGAGAAAUUGUUCGGACUUAGGGAUAAGUUUGGUGGGGGGUAAUGCAGUGGGUAUAUUUGUGCACAGCGUGCAAAUAGAGUCGCCGGCGUAUAAUGCGGGGCUGAGGACUGGCGAUCAGAUAUUGGAGUAUAACAACGUGGAUCUGAGGCGAGCCACUGCUGAGCAAGCUGCGUUGGAACUAGCUAAGCCGGCGGAUAAGGUGAGCGUAUUAGUGAGACACGAUCUACAACAGUACCACGAGAUCAAGGACAAGCCGGGCGACGCGUUCUACAUCCGCGCUGGCUUCGACCGGUGCGCCAAGAUCACGUCCGUGGGCAUGGACACCAUCGACGAGUACUCUCUAUGGUUCCGUAAAGAUGAAGUACUGUUUGUCGACAACACACUGUUCAACGGCUCGCCCGGACUCUGGCGCGCUUGGCAACUCGACUGCAAGGGCUCCAAGCGGCACUGGGGGACCAUUCCUAGUAAAUUUAAGGUAGAAGAAAUACUCAGACGAUCGAUGGGGACACUGGAAGGCGACGCUCAGAGACGAGCGUCGACGACGGCGCGUCGUUCCUUCUUCCGUCGCAAGAAGCACAGAGACAGCAAGGAACUGGCGUCCUUCUCCAACACGGAGCUGGGCUGCUGGAGUGACAGCGGGACCCUGGCUGAUGACGUGCCAGUACUCUCCUACCAACGGGUCGAGAGACUGCACUGUGAGUUAUAUUUGAACGGCACGCAGCGGCCGGUGGUGGUGCUGGGCCCGCUGGCGGGCGCGGUGGCGGCGCGGCUGGCGUCGGACUGGCCGCACGCGUUCGGGCUGGCGCGCGCCGCCGCGCUGCCCGUGGCCGGCGCCGCGCCCGCGCUGCAGCGCGGCACGCACCUGGAGCCGCGCCUGCGCCCCGACUGCACGCACAUCGACUGCAUCCCGCUGCACGCCAUCCGCGACCUGGCAGAGAAGGGAAUCCACUGCAUCCUAGACAUAAGUGUAGCCACGAUAGAGAAACUUCACAAGCAGCAGAUCUACCCGAUAGUUCUGUUCAUAAAAUUCAAGUCGUUCAAACAAAUCAAAGAGGUCAAGGAUACGCGGCACGCGGACAAGGUCACCGCUAAGGCGGCCAAGGAGAUGUAUGAACAUGGACUUAAGGUCGAAAAUGAGUACAGAAGUUACAUAUCAGCGGAGAUCCCGGCGGGCGUGAACAUAGCGUACACGUGCACGCAGAUCAAGGCGGCCGUCGAGGAGGAACAGAACAAGACGCUGUGGGUGCCCUCCGUGCAGGCCUGA